Molecule: messenger RNA, 2093 nt
Organism: Thamnophis elegans (Western terrestrial garter snake)
Lineage: Eukaryota; Metazoa; Chordata; Lepidosauria; Squamata; Natricidae
Product: interleukin-15-like
Exons: 8
Coding region: 909-1394 (161 amino acids)
Biological process (GO): neutrophil activation; positive regulation of tyrosine phosphorylation of STAT protein; positive regulation of cytokine production
Cellular component (GO): extracellular region
Molecular function (GO): cytokine activity; cytokine receptor binding
Source: RefSeq, a predicted model, not a curated record
CACAGCCCCCGCUCCCUGAAAUUAGCUGUCAUCGAGGAUGAACUUGGCUGCGGGUCCCGUGUUUCGACUACGCCCAUUUCUCGCUGCACCGCCGGUCGGGAGAGGGCCAAAGGGCUCCAGGUCCAAAGAGCCAAAGGGCUCUUUUGCUUCCGAUGGGAACAGUCUUUGCUUCUCUGCCCGGCCUUGCGGCAACUGUACCCUUCAGGCGGCAAAAUAUUUCCCCAAGGAGGCGUGGGGGGGGGGGGAGAGGAAGGCAUUGCGAAAGUUUUGGACGCGCGUUGUAUAAAUACCCGCAGCAACAUUUUUAAAAAAAACUUUGGGCGGAAUUGGUGCGAUUUAUUAUGCGGCAGCACGUGGCACCUCCCGAUUCUCCGCGUCUCGAACCAGUCAACAAAGCCUUUCCCCACCCUGCGCCAGGGGAGUCGCUUGCGUGCAAGCCGGAGGCCAAAACGGGGCUGAUUCCGGUCGUCUCCUCCCUGCCUUUCCUUCCCUUUUUAUGCCCUGUCUCGGACGGGCGUGCAUGCUGUGGACUCGCCCGUUUAGACUCCGAGGUUGCUGCGUGCUUGCUGCUUGGCAGGUGAGGCAACUUCCUGCUGACUGUCCACAACCAUGUCAGUAGGGAAGCUGACAGAAAGUCGCAAAUCCAGGUGGCUUGUUGCAAGCAGGUUGGCAAAUAGGUACACUUUAGUGCAGCUUUCCAAGCCAAUGUGACUUUCAGAUACGGUAUAUGGACUUCAGUUCCCAGAAAAUGUAAGAGCAUGCUGGCUGAGAAUUUUGGAAAUUGAAAUUUCUGCAUCAGGAGGAUUCUUAAUAAAUGAGAGGCUAAUGCCAGGAGAAAAGGAUUGUAUUCCUCACUGCUUGUUAAGUCUCUUCGAGUAUGGGGGCAAGAAAUAUUUCAGAAGGGAAUCAUGGUCUUUGAAGCUGUGCUGAAAUCUGUCCUUCAGUUUCCUGAAAAUCUGAAAAAUAAGUUUCUGGUUUUUUACCUUAUUCUGAGCUCACACCUACUAUAUACACAAGCCAUCGAACGUUUGGAAGCCGUGCUAAAGGACUUGGAAAAGAUUGAAGUCAGCUCUGAGAUCGAUGCCUAUUUAUAUACUGCAGAUUUAGAUUACCCCAGUCAUUGUAAUCUAUCAGUGAUAAAAUGCUUUCAACUUGAGAUGAAUGUAGUGUCGCAUGAAUCUAAAUUUGAGGGUCAAAAAUUUCAUAAUAGUGUGAACCGUAUAAUGAGACUUCUUACAAAUUUUCUACCCAUUGAAAUGAACACAGACACACAGACUUGCCAACGAUGUGAAACAUAUAAAGAAAAAAAAUAUUCAGACUUUAUAACAGGCUUCAGGUUUGUUAUACAGCGGAUCAACCAAGAAGAGAAGAAAAAAAUGAAAGUUGUGCACUGAGAUACUCCAUUGAAGCUGGAAGACAUAAUUUAUUUCGUCCUUGAAAAGAUAGUUUCUGAAUGGUCAGCCUAAUCCCAUCUCUCUCUCUUUUUUUUCUUCCCUUCUGGGAGUUUGAAGUAGAGGUAGUCCUCAUUUAGUGACUGAUUUGUUUAGUGACGAUUUGUGAUUACAAUUAUGAAAAAGUAACUUUGCAACCAAUCCUUGCACUUACGAGUUUCAUGGGUCUGUACAGCAAAGGAAAUUUAAGUAAGAUCAUAGGCACAGUUGAAUUUUCACUUAGCAAUUACUUUGCUUAAUGACAAUUGUGGGUCCCAGUUGGGAUAGCUGAACAAGUACUACCUGUAACUAAAUUAGCUGAACGACACCUAUGUGCCAAUUUUAAGAGGAGUUUGCUUUCUGCUUCAAGAGAGGAGAUCACUUUUAUAUACUGGAAUGCUGGAAAAGAGAAAGAGAAUCCAAAGAGGAGGAAAUUGAGAACAUGGGGAUAGAGUUGGCUUUGGACAGUGACUGAAAAUGUGAAAAAAAUCAGUGCAGAUUCACACACACACAAUUGUCAUUGAAGUCAUGAAAUGGACUUCAUGAAAUCCAGACAUGCUGAAUAGCAUAGCAGCCAAAGACCUGGUAAUUUACAAAGAUGUAGCAAUUCAAACCUGCUUAUACAAGAAAAGGGCAAAAAAUGCAAAAGGAGUAUACAGAAAU